AUGUCGGAACGACAGUUUUUAGCGACAGGGUGCCAUGCCAAAAUCGAUGGCGUGGGCACUUCGUAUGGCUAUGUACCAACACUAGCAGCAGGCAUUGCCUACCUCACUCUGUUCGGUAUUUCGAUGAUCCUCCAUACGGCGCAAUUUUGCUGGAAGCGGACCUGGUGGUGCUCUGUGUUCAGCAUCGGCUGCCUGGUGGAAAUACUCGGUUGGGCCGGUCGUACUUGGUCUUCCAAAUGCCCAUAUAAUUCAACAGCAUUCCUAAUGCAGAUCUCUACACUGAUCAUUGCCCCGACCUUCUUCACUGCAGGCAUCUACGUCCUGCUAGGUCGAUUUAUUCAAAUCCUCGGCCGCGAAUCGUCCAUCCUCAAGCCGAGCCUCUACCUCUGGAUCUUCUGCACUUGCGAUAUAAUCUCUCUAGUCAUCCAAGCUAUCGGCGGUGGCAUGGCAUCUGGUGAAGCAGAUAAGGUCAACGGCAAUACGGCACCCGGUACUCAUAUCAUGGUGGCGGGCAUUGUGUUCCAGCUCUUCUCAGUGACGAUCUUUGUGCUGUGCGCCGCGGACUUCCUUCGUCGAACCAUGCGCCGUGGCCUCCUUCAAACCCUUCCUGGCUCGACUCCUCUGCUGAUCGCCAUGUUUUUCUCUGUUAUCUGCAUCUACGUCCGGAGUAUCUAUCGUACUAUUGAGCUGUCACAAGGUUGGUCUGGGUACCUGAUUACCCACGAGUCGUACUUUAUCGCGCUGGAUGGAGCUAUGAUGAUUGCUGCUGUUGCGGUCUUUAACAUCAUUCAUCCUGGCUGGCUGCUGCCCGCUAGCUCGGAGAGUCCUUCAUCAAAGCGGCGAUUUUCGUCCGACGAAGUGGAGAUGAACCGACCGGUUUCGGAGGGAUUGCGCUAA
Penicillium macrosclerotiorum is the source of this 897-nucleotide messenger RNA. RefSeq names its product RTA1 domain-containing protein. Gene Ontology annotation, cellular component: plasma membrane; fungal-type vacuole. NCBI's taxonomy places the organism in Eukaryota, Fungi, Ascomycota, Eurotiomycetes, Eurotiales, Aspergillaceae. The transcript is spliced from 3 exons. Bases 1 to 897 code for a protein of 298 amino acids. The record is from RefSeq and is a predicted model, not a curated record.